Messenger RNA from Sphaeramia orbicularis (orbiculate cardinalfish), 3751 nucleotides. RefSeq lists its product as uncharacterized. Lineage: Eukaryota; Metazoa; Chordata; Actinopteri; Kurtiformes; Apogonidae. The record is from RefSeq and is a predicted model, not a curated record. Gene Ontology annotation, biological process: protein polyubiquitination; ubiquitin-dependent protein catabolic process. Gene Ontology annotation, molecular function: ubiquitin protein ligase activity; protein binding. The transcript is spliced from 20 exons. Bases 160 to 3462 code for a protein of 1100 amino acids.
ACACGUUGCUGUAGUAACGUGGAGCGUCUGUGUGUAAAUGAAGCUGGGCCAGUUGGGCUGACACACUGCAGUUUAGGUGCUCUCAGGAACUUAGACGUGCGUAUCCGGUUCUAACAGUGUCUAAAACUAGAUAAAUCGUACCGCAAAAAGGUUCAGGAAAUGGACAACUGUGAUUUAGAAAAGCUGUCUCUCUCUGUGGGGAUACUGCAACCGGAUUUUUCACCAAAAGUUACAAACUACAAAGUGGCAGUGGACAGUAGUGUCACUAAAGUGAUUCUGGACCUGGCUACCAGCGACUGUGGCGCCUCAUACAGUAUUCGUUUUGGAGAUGGAUCCAGUACAAUUAAACUCAGUGACGGGUUAAACAAAGUGGACAUCGAGGUGGUAGCAGAAGAUGGGACCAUACAGAUAUACUGUGUGGAAAUCUCAAAGAUGUCAGCAAAGAUUGCAGAACUGAGUAAUCUAACCUUGGAAGGAGACUUUCUACUUCAACCCACUUUUAGUACCAAAAUCUAUGAGUACAAUUGUACGGUUCCGUUUCACUGUAAAGCAGUGACCCUGCUUCCCAAAAUGCCAGAUAAAAACAUAAAGGUUGGAGUGAAUGGACAAGACAGUUCACAACCAGUUCCCCUGAAUUUUGGAGACACUGUGGUUGAAAUAUCAGUCUGUUCAGCAGAUGGCAGCAAUUCACAGGUGUAUACAGUGCUGGUGACUCGAGAGUUAAUUCCCAUGGCCGUGACCUUCACUGAUGAGAAGCAGCAGCUGGACUUUGAAUGUCCAGUAUCUCUUAGUGCUUUUUAUAGGCCUGUCUCUGUUAACCACAGUAACCCCAAGCACAUCUUCUCAAGGCCAUAUAUUGAGAUGUUGGCUCGAAGAUCAAAAGUUGACCCUCUUAGCAAUUGUCCAAUGAGAGAUCCUUGGAAGGUUAUUGAACUGGAUCUAGACAGUCAGAUGUCGGCUGCUCAUGUCAAGUGCUUCUUCACUUAUCGAGGAUGUGACACUGUGAUGAAACUGUCUGAGCUAGGAUCACACUUACUGGACUGUCCCCACAAACCCACAGGGGACCUGAAUGCAAAGGAUGUUACAGAGACAAACUGGUAUAAGGAACACUUUGCAUCAUCCAGUUGCUUGGAAAUACAGACCAAACACAUCAUGGAGGUUCGUAACUGGGAGAAGAGACUGAAAAUCACAGCUGCUGCGACAGACAAUGUGGAUAAGCUGUGUACUUUGGCCCAGAACCACCUGAGGGAUUACCAGCAGCACCUGCCAAAACCAGGAGAAAUGUUGCAGUAUCAAGACAACAAGUCUCCUCUACAUAGCCUGGAGCAGGCUGCUAUCCACUAUGCGUCAGCUAUCACACUCAACUCCAAAGACCCCAGACUUCACUUUCUGCUGGGUCUUGUUCUGGAGGAACAUCACUAUGCAACAGAGAUGUAUGGCCUACAGAAGAAGGAUGACAAAGAGAGUAAUGAAUUCAGUGAUGCCAAGUCAACAGCACGUCAGGAUGACAUCCUAGCUGUGUGUAAACUCCAUGGUUUCACCGGUACACCCACUGUGGAAAACCAGCUACAGGCCUUGGAUAAAGAGUAUCAGCAGCUGAAGGAACAGGGGCAGUCCCGCAAAGCAGACUAUGUUCAGACACUGUACCUCUGGCUGGGGCAGAAGGCUGCUAAGGAUAAUAGUGUUGCCUCGCGAGAUGAGGGGAACCGUGUCCACCAGGCCCUUAUGAAGUACCUGGAUGCCUGGUCUCUGAGUCCAGACUGUUGGGAGUACAACCUACAUGCAGGAAGACUUCUACUGCUGCAGGGAAAGAGCAGGGAAGCCCUGCAGCAUCUCCAAACUGGCCUGGCACUGCGGCCCCUGCAUCCUGCACUCCGGUUCUUUACAGGUCUGGCUCUGCUGCAGCAGGAAAAGAAAACCUCUAAGGACGCAGAGAAGGAGGCUGCUCUGUUCUUACAGCAAGGACUGGAGCACUUUAUCAGCCAGCACUGCAGCAGGAGCUGCACUGAGCAGGAUCCGUCAGACCCUCUGUCUAGCAUCAACACACAGUUCCUGCGGGGCCUCCUCAUUCUAGGCCAACUCCAACAGAAAAAUAUUCUACAAGGAAAGUCCAUGAGUGCUGAGCAGGUCUAUCACACUGUUGCAGUGCUGGCUGCCCAGAGUGUGAGUCAAUGUGUGUGUCGUGGUGAGGCGAGCUGUCAGCUGGAGUGGGUGCUGCUGGAUGCUCACUUUGCUCUGCUGCAGAGGCUGAUCCAGCAGGGUAAGUGUCAAGCCAAGGCUGGCACUGAGAGGAAACCCCUGGUGGCAAAAAGGUGCCAGGCCCUCACCGCUCUCAUACGGCUUACCUCUAUCGCCCCCUGUCAGGAGCUGUUAGACAUGCAGGAGAAGGCGUGUCGGCUAGCAGUGGUCACCACGCCUCGGGACAGCUACGCCCUGUGUCUGCUGGGUCUUGCACAGUUGGCUCAGUAUGACAGCAACUCAAAGUCAAGCAGGACAAAGAUGGCCUUAGCUGAUGCCUGUCUUAGCUUCCAGGCCAGCAUCGAACUUGAAAACAAGACUCAGUGGGGGGAGCCACCACAUCAACUAAGCAAACAGAAGUGGUGGCAAGACAAAGAGGAGGUUGAAAAAGAGAAAGCUGCUAAGAAUGCCACCACCCAGCCAGGGGCAGUGAAGGCGCCGUCCAACACCAACACCAGUGGAAGAGCAGAAGGAGGAGCCAAGCGAGUCAGGGCCCAGCCCAGCCAAAGGCCCGUGGCAGCAACUGUCACUAAAGCUCCUGCCUCCGUCAGAGGAGGGAAAACUGCACAGGCUCCAGCCAAAAACCCUUCAGCCAGGGGGAAAGCUGGAGCAGUGGCAAAACCUUCCAACAACAGUACUAAGCCCCAGCCCUCUGCCAGCAAGUCUAAACAGGAGUGCAACACCAACACUGUUGACACAGCAGUGGAGCCUGCUGUGGUGGACAGCAUCAGUGUUUCCGGCCCGGUGAACCCCAGGUCUCACAUCUCCCGGCUGGGUCUGGCCCGAGCCCUCUCCCGAUCUGCAAAAACCCAGGACCAUGCAAAGCAGCUCUACCAAGAGGUCAUCUCCAUGGCACCAGAGGCCCAUGAUGCCUACAUUGAGCUUGUGCAGCUGCUGGAGCCAUCAGACCCUCAGGCUGCUUUGCAGGUUUACUGCAGGUUCCCACUGAAGCCGGCAGCUGACCAAAGCUUCGAUGAUGCCUUCAUCACAGGAGAGAUCGUUCGCAUACUGAUGACGCUGGAGCUGUAUGAUCACCCAGAGCUGGGUCCUAGCCUUGUGGCAUAUGGCAAAGUCAUGGGCCUAAGUUGCAUUGAGAAGUACAUCGAUAUCUUAGAUGAGAAGUCCAUGACCAAGAUGCUUCGGAGUGUCUAUGCAAGGAUUCAUGACAAAGCAGAGGACGAUCCAGAUCUACAGGACUUCUUCAGGUUUAAGUGCUGGAUAUGACUCAACUUUUAAACCUCAGUUUCGAAACCAAAUGACCCUCUGGUCAUGGAAGUGAACACUUCAUCUGACAAAUCCUAAUGUUACUAAAACAUUACACAUUAUACACAUCUGUUUAUCCAAAUACUUUUAAUCUGAAGACACAACGUUCUCAAUAAAAAUGUCUUAUUAAAAAUUACAACAGAAAUAACAACAGACAAGUAUGAAGUUCAACAAUUUUCACCCACAAUGCAAAACCUACAGGUGUUAAGUUUCAGUACGCUUCUGACCAAAAUGGAAGCAGAUAUGAGAG